Messenger RNA from Aspergillus sclerotioniger CBS 115572, 897 nucleotides. RefSeq lists its product as uncharacterized. Bases 225 to 725 code for a protein of 166 amino acids. The transcript has a single exon. Lineage: Eukaryota; Fungi; Ascomycota; Eurotiomycetes; Eurotiales; Aspergillaceae. The record is from RefSeq and is a predicted model, not a curated record.
CCUGUAGCGAAGAUGGUCACAUUGGGUAGAGUAGUGUUCAUCUGAGUGAAAUUGAGGCCGUUGGCAUUGGUGAAGACGUAGGUCUCGUUGGUGCCCCGGGGAUAGAGCAAGGGCGAGGCCGACCCGAGGGUGGCCAGGGCCGAGAGAAGAAGCGGCUUGAGGGUCAUGGUGUAGAUCGAUGAUGUGAGUUGAAUGUUGGUGUGCUGCUGAUAUCCUGCAGCGACAUGAUCAUUUUAUACCCCAUCGUGGACUACCACUUGGCAGACGUAUCCGGUAUCAGACGGAUGUUUACUUCUGAGGGUCUGAGAUAUCAUCAUCAUAAUCCUCUGGUGGACUUGUUAUCGAGUCCCCACACGGGCUUAUCAGGAACCCUGCAGGUGGAGCCGGCAUUGGGUAGGCUUCUUCUCCAAGUUCAAGUUCAGGGACCCGGUGGGCCUAAUAGUGAUGGACCGAUAACGGAUGGCAUUGAUAACGGGGAUGCCGAUAUCGGCCUCCCAGCGAUAAGCAAUAGUCGGAAGGUCCAAACGAGAUUCUGGGAAUAUUCUCCACGAGGAGGAUCCACCGAUGGGGAAUCAUGCAGAGCGCUGUCAUUAUGUGAUGGGAUUAGGCAACCCUGGUGCGUGUUCCCCACAGGUCAAUCCGGGGACUGCUCAAUCCCGUGGCUUCCAGAAGCUCGGCAUGACAACAGUAUCUUAUCAGCAUUGGCAAGUAUGCCAGUCUCAUGACUGCUAUGGAUGACAUCGUUCAUGCAGGUAACCUUAUCAUCCCGGGGGUUCCACAGGCUUCCAGACUAAGCAUCCGUAGGUUUACUACACAGUACAUAGGCAUGGAAUUCCAUCGUCCCUUGUUGACUGAACCAAUUCAUGGCCAGUGAUCGCAUUAAACAGACGUGCCAGG